Cryptotermes secundus is the source of this 5128-nucleotide messenger RNA. RefSeq names its product CLIP-associating protein 1-B (gene chb). Gene Ontology annotation, molecular function: microtubule binding. Gene Ontology annotation, cellular component: microtubule organizing center; mitotic spindle; spindle microtubule. Gene Ontology annotation, biological process: mitotic spindle assembly. The record is from RefSeq and is a predicted model, not a curated record. Bases 892 to 5034 code for a protein of 1380 amino acids. The transcript is spliced from 27 exons. NCBI's taxonomy places the organism in Eukaryota, Metazoa, Arthropoda, Insecta, Blattodea, Kalotermitidae.
UUUGCGCGACGGACGCCAAGGUUGGAGUUGUCUUAAUCUGUGUGUAAUACACUGACCUAUAUCAGACGAAACUUGUCAGUAUCGGCAUAAUAAUUGUACUUAAUGAACCCGCGAGAAAUUAACGUCACAACUCCUCCGCCUUAGAUGACGUUUAUAACAAACGGUAUUUCUGUAGGUUAUAGCGAACUUUCCGGUACAUUCACUGUUUGCUGGAUACUAUAUACAUUUGUAGCAUGAUUUUCGUGUGCGUGAUGUUGAAAAAGAUGGUUGUGUAAUUAUCGAUUGUUGGCAGUGACAGUUGAACAGUUCUGAAUGUUGUUGUCUUACGCAGAAGCUUGUGCCUGGCCUACUGUUCACUCUUUCGAGUGCAAGAUAGACAAUACUAGUGUUGUACAGCGGUAAUAGCGAUUGUUCGCAGAAUUGUAUUUGAAAGAAAUAUAAAAUAAAACGUUACAUCCCCACAUGUUGACGAACCUUAAGUGAUUUCUAAAACACAGCUUAAAUAAGUGGUCCCACAGGGCAGAGGACUAAAGUUUUUGCAGUAAUAUAGGGGUUCGAAACUAAGUGUUUAUAUGUAACUGUUAUUUCUCCAUUGAGACUAAGCUGGUCCUAGUGUCCUUGCAUCGUAUCCUUAAUCAUUUUGUACUUUCUGUGUAUGAUGAGCCUAUAAUGAAACUUAGAUCGUGUUUCACGUGUGAGAGGUUUUCGGUUCAGGAAUACCAGACUGAGGCAUAAAUGGGCUUCACAUAUUCAGUGUUAACAGUAGUGAUCAUUAUUAUUCUUGUGGUUUGCCGGUGUUAAUGAUUGCUGAGUUGUGUGACUGUGGGAAUGCUUGGGUCGUGAUCCAUAAGUCGAAGGCAAUACAUUUGUGGAAAUGAAAACAUUUUCGUGAUGCCAGUGUCAGAGCCGGGCGGGUGGCGGGUUCGUAGCCCGCUGCCUGAACCCGACGUCACUGUUUGGGGUCAGGAUACAAAUUGGAUUUUGCAGUUUGAUAACGUGAUUAAGCAUCCCGGCGGUAAAUGCAGGGGUUGCCACUGUGAUGUCCAUGACAGGACCCGCAGCCUCGACUCAGGUAGCCGAGGCGAUGACGAGAGUGAUGGCGUUGUUAAGUCUGCAGCAAAGCGAGCAAGCAGUGUGCCUAGACGAGGAGCAUUUAGUGCAACUAAGUCUGUCCCAUCCACACCUGCUCCCACUGGGACUGGGAGCAAAAUAUGCAGAACAUCCUCCCUGCGACGGGCAGCAUCAUCUGCAGGAGGCCAGGCUGGUGCAGUGGAUGAAGAGACAUUCAGUAAAGCAUUUGAAGAUGUUCCAACACUUCAGUUAUUCUCUGCACGAGAGCUAGAAGAACAACUGACGACAAUACGUGAAACAAUUGCUGACCCCAACAAGGACUGGUCAAAGAGGGUGGAUGCACUCAAGAAAGUGCGAUCACUCCUGAUUGCUGGGGCAGGAAAUUUUGAUGAGCUGUACGUUCACCUCAGGUUAUUGGAGCCACCGUUCCAGACAUCUGUCAAAGAUCUCAGAUCACAGGUUGUCCGGGAAGCAUGUUACACAAUAGCAUACCUGUCAGAGCAGUUGGGUCACAAGUGCGACCACUUUGCAGAGCAUCUUCUCAACAGUCUUAUUAAUCUGAUCCAGAACUCAGCCAAGGUAAUGGCAUCAGCUGGCUUGGUGACAGUGAGGUUUAUCAUUCGGUACACACAUUCACCACGCCUGAUUCCAAUAAUCACGCAGAAUCUCAACUCCAAAUCAAAGGAUAUCCGCCGGGCUUGCUGUGAAUUCCUUGAACAGCUUCUGCACUCCUGGUCAACACACUCCCUGGAAAGACAUAUUGCACUCCUUCAAGAUGCCAUCAAGAAGGGCAUUGCUGAUGCAGAUCCUGAGGCUAGGCUGUGUGCCAGAAAGGCAUACUGGAGUUUCCGAAGUCACUUCCCAGAGCAAGCUGACUCACUCCUGAACUCUCUGGAUAGUUCAUACAAAAGGGCAUUGAAUGGAGAGCUAACACUCUCAAAUUCAAGUUCAAGCAACUCGCUGUACCACCAGGGAGGAGGCUCAACAGUGUCUCGUUAUGGCAGUGGAGGUACCACACCCCGAGUACGACUCACCAGCAGUGCCACGGGCAGCACAGAGAACCUCCAUCAACAGUCGCAGUACCACUACGGUCUGCACCGCACUCCCUCACUUACCCGGCACCAUCGGUCGGGUAUUCCAGUCCUUACUGCUACUUCAAGUGGGCCCAAGUCAAUUGACACAGAUGGAUCUCCCCGGCGGGGUUCUGGCCCACCCGGAGCAUCAGCUCUGCGUUCUAACAGUGCCAUCGACCUGCAGGCAGCUCAACGGGCUAAAGCACGAGCUCAAUAUGCUGCCCUGGCCAGACACAAAGUGGGGUCUGGUGCUUCCCUACCUCGUCCUAAGAAGUCAACAGAAGCAAGUGGGGGAAUGUCAGUUAGUGCCAUCACCUCACCAGAGAGAGUCGGCCGCACAAGAAGUCGGGUGGCAGGCGUAUCUCAGUCACAGCCAAGCAGCAGAUCAGGAUCUCCUUCAUCACGACUGAGCUAUGCAACGUACUCUGCCUCCAACAGGGAUGGGGGUGGAGUAGAUGGAGUGCAUACUGUAGGCCGACCACGCAGGUUGUCUUCAGGAAUUCCCCGCUCAACAGGCACAAGUCGUGAGGCCAGCAGAGAGACGAGUCCCAAUCGUUUUGGCCUAACUGGCAUACAUGAUCGGUCAUUUGGUUGCAAGCUCAGGGGGCGGCCAGGCCAUAACAUGAGCACAGAACGACCACCCCAGCGUCCUGUCAUGGCACAGAAAAUUCUGCAACAGAGUAGGGAAGCAGAGUCAGCCCUGGCCGAUGCACUGAGCUUUGACACGAUUGACACUGGAGAUUUUGGACGUAAUGUUCCUAACAGCAGGAAAUCGUAUCGUCCAUUUGAUGACCAUUCUGAUGACAGUGAGACGUCUAGUGUUUGUUCUGAGCGUUCAUUUGAUUCAUACAGAAGGACAUCUGAUUCAUACUCCUGGAGUGGCUCCCAGCAACGUCUCUACAGGGACAUGCUUGAACCAGUCAACAAGGACAUUACUGAUAUCAUUGGAAACUGCGCCAGCACACACUGGACAGACCGGAAAGAGGGACUGGUUGGCCUGCAGAAUUACUUCCAGAAUGGGAAUGCUCUCACAGGGUCAGAAUUGAAGCGGGUCACUGACAUUUUUACCAAGAUGUUCAUGGACUCUCACACAAAGGUGUUUAGCCUGUUUCUGGACACACUGAACGAGCUCAUUCUGACCCACAAAGCGGACCUCAAUGACUGGCUAUAUGUGCUGUUGACAAGACUUCUUAAUAAACUUGGUGCAGAUCUGCUUGGUUCCAUUCAGAAUAAAAUUCACAAGUCCUUGGCUGUGGUGAGGGAGUCAUUCCCAGCAGAGCUACAGAUGAAUGCUAUCAUGCGAUUCUUGGUGGAUGCAACGCAAACACCCAACUCCAAGGUGAAGGUGGCAAUCUUGACAUUUCUUACUCAACUUGCCUCGUGCAUGGAACCGUCAGCAUUUGGCCCUGUGACCAUCUCGGGCAGAGACCCCACACCUGCUGCCCUUGCCAAAAUAAUUGGAUGGACUAGUGAUGCCAAGUCCAGUGAAAUCAGAAGAGCUGCCCAGGCAGCAGUGAUAGCGUUGUUCAACCUCAGCACAUCUCAGGUCACAAUGAUCCUAGGAAGCCUCCCCACAGAAUACCAGGAGGCUGCAGCCACUUUAGUACACAGUCAUCUGCGCAGGAGUAGCAGUGGAAGUGGGAGCUCACCCCCAUCACCAUCAGUUCCAUCAUCUGUUGUCAUGUCCUCACCGCGCUUGCAGUCACCAGGGAACACCACACCCCAGCAACUGCAGCCACGAGGAUCCUUGCAUGGAAACUCACUUGCAGACCUUGAUGAUGAUAACCUAAACCCUGAAGAAGUGUACAGGUCAUUGCGUCGCACUACAGCUGAGAUUCAGAACUACAGCUUUGAGGCUCUGGGUUCAGGAAAAUUAUUGGACCGUGACCGUGACACGACGUCUCAGGACUCUGGCAUCAGUCAGAUGUCAGCCGGGGGAGGGGACAAGAUGGACACACUAGAAGAGCAUAUGGAGGACAUGUCUAUCACCAGAAACAACUCGGGCCGGUCAUCGUCACUGUCAUCCCCCACACACCGCCUCAACUCCCUGCGGGACUACAAUGGACUCGAGAAGUCUGUGGCUGACAUUUCACUAGAUGGAGAAAAUGGCUUCAUUCCUCGUGAGAGUCACCACCAGGAAGACAGUGAGGAGGUUAGGAAGGUCAUUGAUGCUCUGCGGGUGGCAGACCAGAAUGGGGAAAGUCCAGGGUGUGAAGGUACAGAGGCAGAACGUAAGGUGGCGCUGAUGCAACUCAUUCGCCUCAUCAGAGAGGGUAGUCCCCUUGCCAUUAUGGAUAACUUCAAGACACUGCUGAGGGUUUUGCUGGAGCAGCUGACAAAGCCAGAGGGCUCAGUGCGUGCACUGGUGCUGAGUGUGCUGACAGAGAUGUUCAAGAAGCCCUCUAUGGGGUCCUGCUUCCACAACUACAUUGAGUUGCUGGUUCUCAAGGUUCUGCAGUCUCAUAAGGAUAACAGUAAGGAGGUGCUGAGAUGUGCUGAGGCAUGUGCAGCCACAAUGGGAACAGUACUGCCCCCUGAUGUUGUGAUCCGAGUACUGAACCCACUCAUCACAACAGGAGAAUACCCGGUGAACCAGGGAGCUAUCAAAAUGCUCACCAAAUUGGUCGAACAGAAGAGCAAGGAGGCUGUGGAGCCACACCUUGCUGAAGUUAUGCCAGGCCUCAUCAAGGCAUAUGACAAUGAAGAGAGCUCAGUCCGCAAAUCAGCUGUUUUCUGCAUGGUAGCACUGCACUCAUCAGUAGGGGAAGAAGCAUUGCAGCCACACCUUGAAGCUCUAAAUGGGAGCAAACUGAAGCUCCUUCACCUGUACAUCAGACGUGCACAACAGGGAUCCUCCGUGCCAACUUCCCCCAAGAAUGCCCCCCCAUAGUGACAUGACAAGUUGGCUGCAGAACUGCGACAAUGAUACCAACUUCAGAUGUAUUAUUUACAAUAAUUAUGUUAGCAGUAGGGUUCCUUUUUUU